ACUUCGGUUAAUGCAGUCGGUGCUCUUAUCAACGAAUGUUCAACAAAUAAAACAAAUUAAUUAAAAGAAUUCUUUUCAAUUUCUAAAAUGUCCAAUUGAAUAUGAAAACUUGGCACUUACUUGUGAAGGCGGCAUGAUUAGUUUCGGUUCCAAUACUUGGUUUUGGGGGAUGCAGCGCUGUGUUGUUUGCUGAAAAAAAGAGUAAAUAAUUAGAACGAAGGCGACCUAAUGCCACACAACAAUAACAAAAAACCAACAACAACAACUUGUAAAUAGUUUCUAUUAGAGUUUUAUAGGAGACGGCGGAAACUCCCCUAUGUGUGGUGCUAUUUUAAAACACCUGUUGAAAUUUAGAUCUAUAUAUAGCUGUGUUAAUUGGUGGGUCGGCAGCAGUUAGUAAUAUAUUUGUAUUUUAAAAUCCGAAGAUAACGUGGCAAAGUCCUUAGUUUUCAAAUGGCCUCAAACGAUUUGUGGGUUAUCGUAAUCUAUUUAUUGGUAUCCGUUUCGGCUAAGGUUCGAAACAGUGAUGAUGGAUUUUUGGUGGGACAAGAACAGCAACCUUAUCAUGUUGAAGAGCUAAGUCAUUCCCAUUUCCAUGAAGUGGCCCAUCUUUCGAAUGUAAAACAUUUAAAGCAUUCGGUAAAGGAAAUAUUAAUACCACGCAUUGUUGGAACUCCAGGCCAUGAAAAAGUACGAAUAUUUAUUGUCCAGUCUUUGGAAGACUUAAAAUGGUCAGUGAAGCUGCAUAGUUUCCAUGAGACCGUACCCAUACUGGGUCAUUUGCAUUUUCACAAUAUUGUGGCCACGCUAAAUCCAAAUGCUGAACGUUAUUUGGUGUUGGCUUGCCAUUAUGACAGUAAAUAUAUGGAAGGGACGGAGUUUCUAGGUGCCACCGAUUCGGCAGUACCCUGUGCAAUGAUGCUAAACUUAGCCAAAGUUUUGGAGCAGCAACUAGAACAAUUCCGUAACACCGAAUUGAGUUUAAUGUUCAUUUUCUUCGAUGGUGAAGAGGCAUUUAAGGAAUGGAGUGCCAAAGAUUCGAUUUAUGGUGCUCGUCAUUUGGCCCGGAAAUGGGAAAAGGAAGGAUUUUUACCUAAACUAGAUUUAUUGGUGCUACUGGAUCUGUUGGGCAUGCCAGAUCCAAAAUUUUAUAGCUUCUUUAGUAAUACAGAAUCUUGGUAUAGCCGCCUGCUAAAUAUUGAAGAUCGUCUUGCCGAUACGGGUCUUAUGGAACGUUAUGUUAGUAGUGGCGUGUCGCGGCCUCAAGACCCUAAUCGCUAUUUUCAACCCAAUGCCUUGAGAUCAUCGUUCAUUGAAGACGAUCAUAUACCGUUUUUGCGGCGCAAUGUUCCUGUGUUACACAUCAUACCAGUGCCUUUUCCCACGGUGUGGCACACACCCGAUGAUAAUGAGACAAUAAUUGAUUACAGUACCACCGAGAAUUUGGCUAGAAUAAUACGUUUAUUUACGCUGGAAUAUUUAAUGGGUACUGUAAGUGAAAUAGACAAGGAUUGGAUAAAAUAGAGAUAUUAUCAAGAGAGAGAGAUAUUGUAAAUAUAAAUUAUUUAAUUAAAAAAGGACACAGCUCAAUUAGAAACCUUGUAGGUGUAAUUCCUAUAUAUAAAAAUAAGCCUUGUUUUGAGAAUACAAUUAUUAUGCCACUUGUUAUUAGGAGAAUACAGAGAUAUUGAAUGGUAUGAUAUCUUUAUAGAAAUUAGUGUCCUUUUCCAAGGGAUUUCAUCGUCACAAACAAACUGAGAAACGUAAUUCCUAAGUUAUGUAUUAUUGUACUUAUUGCUGUUAUAACAAAUUGGCAUCGAUGUGAUGUCUUUUAAAAUUGGUCAAUAUUUUGUUCAUGUAUUUUUAAAUUUUAUAACAUUUAUUGCAAAUGUUUUAUUUUUAUUUUUAAAUUUACUUUAAAUAAAUUGUGCAAUUCACUUAGGUGAUAAUUUAAAAAGAA
Molecule: messenger RNA, 1960 nt
Organism: Musca domestica (house fly)
Lineage: Eukaryota; Metazoa; Arthropoda; Insecta; Diptera; Muscidae
Gene: isoQC
Product: glutaminyl-peptide cyclotransferase
Exons: 2
Coding region: 454-1524 (356 amino acids)
Molecular function (GO): glutaminyl-peptide cyclotransferase activity; zinc ion binding
Source: RefSeq, a predicted model, not a curated record